Laccaria bicolor S238N-H82 is the source of this 1023-nucleotide messenger RNA. RefSeq lists its product as uncharacterized. The transcript has 9 exons. The coding region runs from base 1 to 1023 and encodes 340 amino acids. Gene Ontology annotation, cellular component: Golgi apparatus. NCBI's taxonomy places the organism in Eukaryota, Fungi, Basidiomycota, Agaricomycetes, Agaricales, Hydnangiaceae. The record is from RefSeq and is a predicted model, not a curated record. Gene Ontology annotation, molecular function: antiporter activity; GDP-mannose transmembrane transporter activity.
AUGUUGAAUAAUAACGAUAUCUGGAGCAAAGUGCCUCCAAUACUAUGCUACUGUUGUGCAUCCAUCCUCAUGACAGUCGUGAACAAGUUCGUUGUGUCAGGCGCGCACUUUUCAAUGAAUUUUCUGCUAUUAUGCAUACAGUCGACCGUAUGCGUCGUUUGCGUGGCAACAGUGAAGAAAUUCGGCAUUAUCUCUUUUCGUUCCUUCGAUAUGCAAGACGCGAAAGCUUGGUUUCCCAUUAGUUUCUUGCUUGUGACCGUCAUUUAUACAGGUUCAAAAAGUUUGCAAUUCCUCAGCAUUCCCGUCUAUACGAUAUUCAAGAACCUCACGAUUAUACUUAUCGCCUAUGGGGAAGUCAUUUGGUUCGGUGGUAGAGUAACGGCUUUGACCUUUGUUUCCUUCAUCUUUAUGGUGAUAUCAUCAAUGAUUGCGGCAUGGUCGGAUGUUUCAAGCGGACUUUCUGGCUCCGUUCCUGCUACGAUUGCAGGUGCAGUUCGUGGGCUGAACGUUGGAUAUUUCUGGAUGCUUGUGAAUUGUUUGACGAGCGCCGCAUAUGUUCUAGCCAUGCGGAAAAGAAUCAAGGUUACGGGGUUCUCUGACUGGGAUUCAAUGUUUUACAACAAUCUGCUCAGUAUCCCAGUCCUUGCCAUAUUUUCCAUCGUGGUUGAAGAUUGGGGUUUAGAGAAUCUCGGUCGUAAUUUCCCUGCAGAGACGCGUAGCUUUUUAUUGACGGCUAUUGCAUUUUCCGGAGCCGCGGCAGUUGGCAUUUCAUAUACAACCGCAUGGUGUGUUCGCACGACAAGCAGUACAACGUACAGCAUGGUAGGUGCUUUGAACAAACUGCCUGUCGCCGCUUCGGGGAUGUUAUUUUUUGGGGAUGCGGUCACGUUUGGGUCAGUGUCAGCUGUUGGGGUUGGAUUCUUUGCAGGAAUUGUGUAUGCAGUUGCGAAAAACAACCAGAAAAAGACGGAAGGGCGACUGCAGGCAGAUGCCAUUAUACCAUUAGCGAGUCGGAAACCAUAG